AUGGGCGUCGGUGGGGGCGGCGGUGGCGUGACGGCAGCCUCAGCGUCCAUCAGCUCCAGCACCAAGGAGGAACAUGGUGGGGGCGGCAGGAGCACCACACCAGUGGUAAUUCCAACAACAUGUCAGAAAUCUCAAACGCUUAUCAAGCAGCUGGUUGCUUUGGCAGUUUCAAAUGUUGCAUAUAACAGAUCAUUUUUCCCAGAAGAUGCAUUUAUUGAACAAGAAUUUGAAGGAACGUGUGUUAAAGUAUUGAACAGUAACACAAAGUGUGAAAAUGCUCUGAUUUUUCAGAAGUGGAUAAACAGUGCCUUAGAGGCAUUUGAAAAAGGAUAUCUUAAGCAGUUGAUGGUCUGUGUCCGGCCUGAUUCUGAAGAUAUUGGAGUUGUUCUGGAAUCAUACAAGUUCACAUUUAACAGCAAGAAUGAUGAUGUUCAAAUGAUUGCUGAAAAUUCAUUUGGAUCAUCUAUGAGUAUAGACAUGAAGAAAAUAAGAGAAGACUACACAAACCUUAUACGUUCCACAGCCAGACUUCCACAGCCAGAAUCUUGCAAAUUAUAUGAAAAAGUCCGCCUCUGUGUUAAACUUGCAUACAACGAAGAAGCCCCUGUGGAUUAUGAAGCAGAAGGGUUUCACAAGUCUGACCAUCCAAAGAAUACAUUUAUAUUCGAGACACUGAAUGAAAAUCGAGGCAAGGUUAGCACAGGAUGGCAUAGUAUGAAACUUUCAACAAAGAUUGUAAAAGACCCAACAAAUGCUGCAGUGUCUGAGGCACAGGCAUCACUUUGGGCUGUUGUUGCAGGUGACAGGAGGACAGUGGAGUGCGUGGAGAGGCUGGCAACAUGGAAGCAUGAUGCUGCAAGUGGGAAUCCAAACUUGGAACACUGUCAUGAACCAACCUGCUGCCCAGCAGACCAACAGACUAUGGUGGUGAUGUUCCAACAGGGCGUGGGUGUAGCUGAUUUGCAUGGCAGAUCAGCUGCUCCCUACCAAGAUCCCCGUCAAACAACUGCUGACUUUUCUGGCCCACUAUGA
This is a messenger RNA of Schistocerca serialis cubense, 1032 nucleotides long. RefSeq names its product HORMA domain-containing protein 1-like. The record is from RefSeq and is a predicted model, not a curated record. The coding region runs from base 1 to 1032 and encodes 343 amino acids. The transcript is spliced from 6 exons. NCBI's taxonomy places the organism in Eukaryota, Metazoa, Arthropoda, Insecta, Orthoptera, Acrididae.